AUGAAUUCGCCAACUGCUUACAAUCUCGAUUCAAUUCCUGGAGAUUGGAAACUGGCCAUAAUUCAUUAGUCUGCUCAUAAAGUGGGAGUUGCUGGAAAAUAAAUAUGUCUUUGUUGUGGAUAUCACAUUUGUGAGUUCUAAUUAAAACUAUCAGUUGACAAAGAAGACCUCUCAUUUUUGGGUUCAGGAUAUCCCCUCUAUUUUACCUUCAUUAAAAACUGCAUUUUCUUAUUAUGUUUCCAUUUGAUGGCAGAAGGUCAGUUCAAUUUAAUAAGCAAUUACUAAGGCGAAGACUGUAUCCCUAAAAAAAGAGUGAAGUUUGAAACUGAUUAGGAAUGUGUGAGAGACAUUGUCACAAUGUUCUCCCUGGCUAAUAGAAGAAAAGAUUAAGAAUUGCAGGCAUUAUAAGACAUCUUAACAUUGUCUUCCACUUUCUUAAUGAUGGCAUUUCUAAUAUAUUUUAGAAAGAAUCAAAAAAAAUUAGAUGUUUUUUGUGAUUUAUAAGAAUUGACUCCUAGUGAUUACACAGUCAUGGCUUACAAUAUAAAUUAUCCAGAUAAAUUAAAACAAUAUUUUGAAAUCGAUUUAUUCAAAUUGUCAAGGAAGAUUAACGUGAAAAAAAUUAACUUAGCCUAUGAUUUGUCAAAAAUAAAGGAAAUAAAUUAAAUUAAACAUAACAUAUUAAACAAGAAAAAAUCAAGUUUCCUCAACUCUGAAUACUUCGACGAAAGGGAAUUGGAAGACAUUAACAACUAGAUCGAAGUACAGAAACAGAAUUGUGAUUUUACUGGAUUGGCUUUUGUAUCAUUCAAAUAUGAAAGGAUGAAAUCAGAUGUCAUUCAAGUUGCAAAAAGAUAAUACAUAGCCCCGAUAAUCAAUAUAUUCACUGGUCUGAACUUUAAUGAAGGCAGAAUGCUUGAUUAUUAUGGGCAUCCUAUAUAUGUCGAAGUAGCUCCAGAACCCACUGAUAUCAAUUGGGAUGUGAUCUAUAUCUGGGCCAAUCAUAGCAUCUAUAGAAGGAUCAUAGGAGCAAUUAUUAAUGUUAUUGUUAAUAUUAUCUUGUCAAUAGUAGUCUACCUUUCAAUUUUAAAGUAAGUGUAAGUCUUGGGAGAACUGACCAAAGACUAUCAUGGCAAUAACACAUUCGAUGAACACUACAUUAAGGUUCAUUUGUAUUCCAUAGGAUAUUCAAUGAUAACAGUUUUUAUCAAUUCGUUUUUGUUGGAUGAAUUGACGAGAGCAAUAGUUAGUUUUUAAGCCUACCCUACAUUUAGCCAAGUGAGUCUUGCUAUUGCAUCUAAACUAUCAUUUAUGAUGUUUCUGAAUUCAGUGUUCAUGCAAUGUUUGAUAGCCUUGGAAUCUGGUAACGUAUAUUAUGCAGGAGGACUCGCUUACAAUAUGACCUACUUCUUUAUAUCGAAUGCAGUAAUCCCACCCAUAAUUUAAGUGUUAGACAUUCCAGCAGUGCUUAAAUCAAUAAAGUAAUAUUAUUACAAGAAAUACGGAGUACUUACUUAACAAGAAUUGAACGAACUCCUCGAGUUUCCAGAACAUAAAAUUGAAGAAGGUUAUGCUGAAGUCCUUAAAACUAUGAAUGUGACCUUUUUUGUGGGUCCUCUCGUUCCAUUAGGAUAUAUUUUUAGUAUUAUUGGAUUGAUACUGUUUUACUGGGCUGAGAAGUAUUUGUUACUUAGGAGCAAGACUGUUAAACACACUCCUUCAUUUCAGCUAUCCUCGAGAAUGACAGACUCUUUACAACUGAUUCCAAUCAUCCACGUUUUCUCUACUUCAGCCUUUAAGUACUUCAUCCAGAACAAUUUAUCCCUCAUUUCGGUCAUCGGUUUAGUUAUAGCUUUGAUUUAUCAUUUUAUUCCCAAUAAUAGACUGGUUUCUUUGAUGUGGGAUUUCGGAGAACAUGACGAAUACGAAAAAUACUGUGAUUCCAUAUUUCCUUUCAAUUAUGAUAGGGAAAAUCCGAUUACUCAAAAGAAGGCUUUGAGGAGAUGGCUGAGGAGGUAGCACAGAUUUGAGGAAAGGAAAGAAAAAAAGAUGAAAUCUGGAGAGGAUUAUGCAACUUUGAAAUUGAAGGAAAGAGAAAUUAAGUUAUAACUUGAAUUAUUUUAAUGA
Molecule: messenger RNA, 2127 nt
Organism: Paramecium tetraurelia
Lineage: Eukaryota; Ciliophora; Oligohymenophorea; Peniculida; Parameciidae
Exons: 3
Cellular component (GO): plasma membrane
Molecular function (GO): calcium-activated cation channel activity
Source: RefSeq, a predicted model, not a curated record